GAUUUCAUGAUGCCGCGAACUUUGCUCGUCGUCGUUAUUCAGUGUUAGGUUUUUGUAAUUUAAAGACAUAUCCCUCUCUACUCUUAACAUAAUUUUUAACUAAUUUUAAUUAUUCCAAUUUGUAUGUUUAGCCCCAAAUAAAUUGUUGUACGUCGUACAUUCGUUUUGAUCGGAUUAGAAAAAUAAAAAAACAACCGCAGCCACCAUCAUCAGUCAGUGCACCCUUUUAUAACACAUACAGAAUGCAACAACGCCAGUUUACAUCGGGCAGCCGUCAGGCUCCAGAUCCAUAUGAUCAAUUUCUGGAAGAACAUCAAUUUUAUCGCAAGCAUACGGCACGGGAUGCCUCCUGCUUGUUUCGCGUCAUUUCGGAACAGAUGUAUGAUACCCAACUGCAUCAUUUGGCCAUACGUGAAAAAUGUGUCAACUACAUGCGUAAACAUCGGAAAUUCUUUCAAAAUCUUGUCGAUCGAGAUUUUGAUGAAUAUCUCGAUGAUAUGUCGAAGCCAAAAACGUAUGGAACAUUGUUGGAGCUGCAGGCAGCUGGUUAUCUUUUUGAACGAAAUGUUAUUUUAUUUGAGCCCUUCGAUUUGGGCAAAUAUUUCAACGAACACCGAUCAUAUUUUAAAGAAGUAUUUCGUGUUUUUUAUACGCCCGAGAGACAUUUUGAUUCUGUAUUCACAUCGGAAUACAUUCAAGAAGCGGCGAUCUGUCAAUCAAUCGUUUAUGAGAUCCUUUAUAAAGACUUAUUCAAAUUGCCCGAUGUUGCGUUUGCCGUUGAACAAAUGUUGCAUGGACCCAACUUUGAAAAUAUGGAAUAUACAACAAAUACCAACGAAGAUGGCUAUGCCACGCGUCUCUAUCUAAGUGAUGGACGUGAAUUUGAGCUGGAUUUGCCGCAUAAUACAGAUUGUAUUUUGGAAAAUUAUAAAUUGUGUCAUUUUCAUUACACAAAUUUUCCACGAUUUUCGGAUGAUUUACAGCGUGAGUUGAAGGGUGCCCAUCACGAGGACAAUGAGAAAAAUACCCUGUUAAUACAACGUACUGCCGAAUCGUUUUUGCCCAAUAAAUACAUGUCUUGUGUGCGACAAUUGUUGCAGGAGAAUAUUACACCAUUUCCCUAUAAAGUGGCUAAGGCAUUGGACCCGAAUAUGUAUCGUAAUAUUGAGUUCGAUUCGUGGAAUGAAAUGCGCAAAGAAAUGAAAUUACAAAACUGGUAUAACGGAGAUUCCAAUUUUAAGUUAAUACAUUACCACACCAAACGAGUUCGCAAAAUAUUCCAGGUUGGAGCUAAAUGUCAUGUUAAGCUACGUAAAUCUGAACAAGAUCUCUAUACGUGCCACAUUCAAGAAAUUGCCGUGGACAAGGGACAGUGUAUUGUAUUCGUUGAGCAAUUGGGUGAGAAACGAUUGGUACCCUAUGAAAACCUCACGCCAUUGCCACCGGAUCAAUUUAAACCAUGGACCGUACCGUAUCGUUUCCAAAGACAAAUGCAAAAGUUUAGUUCUGUCCGUUUUACACGACAAUACAAUUAUCGUUUUAAAUUCAAUUCUACCACCGAACAUCAUCAUCAUCAAUUCCAUCAACAGUUCUGUGGUGGUUCUGGUGGUGGCGGCGGUGUCAUGGAUAAUGACAGUUGUUCGAACAGUGAUUACAUCAAUGAGAGCGAUCCCAAACGCAGUCUUCACCAUCACCACAAUCAUCAUCUUCAUCACAAUCAGUGUACAGCAGCCGCUGCGGCAGCAUCCUAUUACAAAUUGAAACAGUACACACAUUUGGAGAAUUUCCGAACACAAACGGUGGAGUUUUGCACUAUGCCGCUGACGGUGGAACACAAUAGUGCAGCAGCAGGCACAAGGGAUGGAGAAACCGAUGUCAAGGGAACAAAUAGUAAUGGCCAACAGCAGCGUGGUGAUUUAAAUGACAACUCUAGAGCUACCUCAAGAUCAAACAGCAAUGCAGGUGGUGGUUCUCAAAAUGGUCUCUCUGAUGGUGGUAAUGUAGCCAAGCUCGGUGGAGAAUCCUCAAGUGGGGUUUUUGUUUCAACCAACGAGGAGCACAUGAUGCCGGGUGUUGCUUAUGCCCUGCAGCACGGUGAAGGUAUUUAUGAGUUUGAAAAUUAUAAUCCCAACGGGGCUCCAACAGCUGUAUAUGUUCCAGAACUGCAAGCAUACUAUCCCAUGUAUCCCUAUCCAGCAACAGCAGCAGGGGGUUUACUGCCCGAGGAAUAUUAUGGCUAUUGUGCCUAUGAUGCCGGCAUGGCUCCAGCACCAACUUUUAUGUCGGCCGUAAAUGGUUGUUAUUAUGUAUGUAGUAAUGGUCCGCCACCACCAGCACCGGUGGGAACUUUUAUGGCUUCAUCUGGUGGUCCGAAUCAAUUUUUGGCAGCUGCUCCCCAGGCCAUUGGUAUACCAGCUGCUCCACAAAAUCUUGCCAUGUAUGCUCAGGCACCGCCGCCACCAUAUGCUGCUGCCACCAAUCAAUGUCCAUCUAUUCAGGUUACAAAUAGCGGAACCGCAGCAGCAAAUAUUGGCAACAGUUCCACCCAACCCUCAUAUACACCAUCACCACGAUUAUCACGCAACGGAAACAGUAAUCUCUCAACUACUCCGCUAAGUGGUCGCAUAAAUUAUGAUGCUCGGAAAUCAUACAAGGCCAGUGGUGUAGAUUUGCCCACCGAUACCGCAACAUUGAGAUUUUUCUAUAAUCUUGGCCUGGAUUACUAUCAUCAAAAGCAGGCUAAAUCCAAUGAGUCCAACAAUGAACAACCCAAAACCACGGAGUUGGGAAGUAAUGAAGAUGUUGACAACUUGACGUCUGAAUUUCAAAAUAUACGACUGGAUGAGAAUGCCAAUCAGGUACCUACACCAAAUACUGUAAAAUCCGAUGCCAAUAACAAUACCUUAAUGCCAGAGAUGGGGGGAAAUGGACCUGCUGCUAACAACAAUGUCGUCAAUGAUAAGCAACAGCAACAGUCUGUUGUAUCACAACAACAUAACAACAAUAGCAACAGCAACAAAAACUCAAAUGCCACAACAUUAGGCAGUAAUAAUUCAAUGUCGACAAAUACUGGCGUAAAUAAGACCAAUCAUCGUCGUUAUUCCUCCAGAUAUUUCAACAACAAAGAUCGCCCAAUGCAGCAACAACAGCAGCAUCAUCAACAUCAACAACAACAGCAGCAGCAACAUUACCAUCAUCAGCAACACUCGUCGGCACGUAAUCACAUGAAUUCUUCGAAUAUGGGAAAUGGCGGCUCAUCGUAUUCCAAUCAUUCACAACAUUCGAAUCAAACAUCUCGUAAUAAUGUUGUCAAUCAUAAAAAUACUGGUGGUGGGGGAGGCUAUUUAACAUCGACAACACCAAACUCCUCACGUGGUGGUAGUGGUCAAAAUCACCAAGGCGGAGGAGGGGGAUUAUUGCAACAUCCACAAUCUGCCCAUCUUCAGCCGCCAUCGCAUGUGGCUAUGUCCGAGCAUUCGGUUCAAACUUCUCCCAUGUGUGGCUAUGAUGAUGGGUUUAUGGUCAACGAUUCGCGUAACUGCAAUACCCCCACUUCGAAUAACUCCAAUGUAAACACCAUACUUGCUUAUGGUCCUUAUGGACCUGGAGGUGGCGAACAAAUGGCCGAAACUGCUGGUAUGUGUAACGGACCCUAUGGUGUACCAUUGGCUGCAACAUCUGGUGGUGUAUUUGUACCGAUGCAAAUGGCUGCAACCGGUCCACCACCGCCCUAUGGCAUGUAUGCAUCUCAUCCGCCGCCACCAGCACCGCCGGCUUAUCAUGCCGCUACAUCGGGUAUUCCACCAAAUUACAUGAAUGGACCAUUACAUUUGGCACCACAACCACCACCAAUGCCACCUGGAGGAGGAACAGCAAAUUCCACUACUUCAAGUUCGGACACCACGGAAAACAGCAAUGUGCCAGCAGCAUCCAUGGAAAUGAUGAAUAAUAAUUUAACACCAUUACAGUGUCCAAGUUAUCCGCCACCACCACCAAUGCCCUAUUACUAUGCUUCGAAUGGAGUGCCGGCGCCACCAGCAAAUGGAAAUGGUGCUACUAUGGGAAAUGGCGGUAAUGGUGGUGUUCAUUUGAUAACACAAAUGGCUCCGCCGCCUACCCCCACAAAUCAUGGUAUGACCCCAACAUUUUCGACACCCCAUCCUGCGAUGGGUGCUCAGGGUUACUAUUGUUUGCCACCACCGCCAACCCCUCAUGCACAGCAGCAACAACAAAUGCCUCCCCCACCAACACCACAACAGAUGCAACAACCUUCUCCAAUGACUAACAAUAGCGCUCGAUCGGAUGUACCCACAUCAAAUAAUGAAUAGAGUAAAACCAAAAGCACCAUGAUGGCGCGGCUGGAUCAUACAUACAACCUCAUUUAUAACUAUCACACCCAAGAGUUUGACUUCUUGACCAAUUUACCUCAGUGUCGCAUAGAGACACAUUCAAAUGCAUACUUAGUCUAUGUAUACAAUACAUAUGCCUUAACUUGUCCUUAAAAUCACUUUUUUUUAUAAAAAUGCAACUAUUUAUAUAUAAAUGUAGAAUAAUGUAUAGCUUGUACAUUUCAUCAUAAGUCAAUAACAUUUUUAUCCUCAUUAUUACUAAUUUGUAAGUUAACAUAAAACACUCACUCACCUAUCACAACAAAAGUUUCCUUUUUAAACGCACAUAACUUACUCACCCUGUUUUGUUUGGCAAAGCCGCAACUAUCUAUCUACUAAAACUUAGUUCUAGAUUUUAAUUAUGUCCCCAUCGGCUAGGGUUUUUUUUUAUUGUUAACAAUAUCAACAACAACCACAGUUUUUAAAGUUGUCAAACUAACAAAGAACAAAUUAAGCCCAUAUAUAUUAUCGAAUUCGAUUUUAAAUAUGUUUUAAUUUAAGAUUGGAAGAAAUUUACAAAAUUUCAAUUUAACGAAACUUUUACAUUGUCGUUUAAUACAUUUUUUGUUAUGUAUGGAGAAAAUCUAUUUCCACUUUCGAUCACAUU
Musca domestica (house fly) is the source of this 4995-nucleotide messenger RNA. RefSeq lists its product as uncharacterized. NCBI's taxonomy places the organism in Eukaryota, Metazoa, Arthropoda, Insecta, Diptera, Muscidae. Gene Ontology annotation, molecular function: cysteine-type deubiquitinase activity. Gene Ontology annotation, biological process: protein deubiquitination. The coding region runs from base 243 to 4328 and encodes 1361 amino acids. The record is from RefSeq and is a predicted model, not a curated record. The transcript has 9 exons.